UUGGAUAAUUAAAUUAACUAUAAUAAUAUUAAAUUCAGAGCCCAAAGUGAGAAGCUGUUUUGUUGAAUUGGUUUGCUACCAUUAACACAUUCAGCAAAUAUGCUUUCCAGUAAAUAUGACAGAGCCUUUGUCAUGUAUAUGAGUGUGUGUGCAUGUGUGUGUGUGUGUGUAUGCUGAACACGAGCUGUUAUCUGAUACCUGAACAGACUGCUGUGGAGAGCAUGUCCACUGACUGUGUGAGGUCACUCUUAGACAAAGCCGAACACACACUCACCAUGCACGAACAUCUCUAUGGGAACGCUGAAAUGGACAAUCAGAAACACAGCUCCAAGGAACAUCAGCAGGACAAACCGGGACAGAAGAAACCCCGCAGGAAAGACACUCCGGUACUCAACAGCCCUCCACUCAUACCAGGCGUGAGACUGAUGAAGACAGAGGCUCAAAUGAUUCAUCAGGAGGAUGAGGAGAAGGAGAUGACGAAGUAGAUGUCUUUAAAAACCUUCAGUUUUCAUUCUUGUUAAUGUUAUUUUUGUUUGUUGUCUGAGCCUUCAUUAAAGGUUUUGCAGAUAUUUUUUUGCGUUGCCAUUUCAUCAUUUGAGUGUUAUAUGUUGUAGAAACACAACUUGCAAUGAUGCAAAGAACAUCUUUUUAAUUCCAACAUGAACAUCGAAGCAUAAUGGUUGGAAAAGAGUGAAUUUGAUGCAUGUGUUUUAUUUUUAUGUCAUACGGACAACAGAGACGAUAUUUAUCUA
Messenger RNA from Carassius carassius (crucian carp), 752 nucleotides. RefSeq names its product protein phosphatase 1 regulatory subunit 17 (gene ppp1r17). Gene Ontology annotation, biological process: regulation of phosphatase activity. The transcript is spliced from 3 exons. Lineage: Eukaryota; Metazoa; Chordata; Actinopteri; Cypriniformes; Cyprinidae. Gene Ontology annotation, molecular function: protein phosphatase inhibitor activity. The coding region runs from base 153 to 485 and encodes 110 amino acids. The record is from RefSeq and is a predicted model, not a curated record.